UUGCACUAAGCCACACAUCUUUAAUUUCAGGUUGAAUCAAUGGGUAUUAUGGGACACAAACGGAUUACAAGACUUGAUCCUGUCGUUCUCGAUCCUUCCAAGCCUCAAGCUCAUUCUUCCGAACCUCAACCUUAUCCCUCCGAACCUCAAGCUCAUAUCUCCGAACCUCAACCUUAUCCCUCCGCCAUGAACUACGAAACAUUCGCCGAAAAUUCUCCUUACUCCGAUGUGUACAGUGAUUCCGAUUAUAUGGCGGAUUCUCCCAUGAGCAAUCUAAUGAUGAACGACUCCCCGUUCCAGGGGCUGGACCCCACCACCAGGUUGCAGGGGUCCAGGCCAAUGAAUGAGAAUGAGCUGAGGAUAUUGAAGAGUAUGAGCUGGGACUCUAUGAGGAAUUAUUACAGAUCUGAUCCUGUUGUUCAACUCUUCAACAAGGGAACUGGACAGAACCUUGUAGUUUCAAGAGAUGGAAAAGUGUCCUUUGGAAGUAAUCCAAAUUCUAUUUCAACAAUGUUCCGACAAACCUUUGAGAGAGGUUUAGUGAGUAUUUCAAGCAUGCUGCACUGCUUUGAAAUCUGCCUGGACAAGCAUGGACAAGUGUACACUAAGGAUUUUUCUGACGAAGAUCCUGAAUGCUAUUUCAACACAAGUUAUGGCUUAAAUGGAGUCACCGACAAUUCUAAACUAGUAAGUCCAGUACACAGUAAUAAAACUCAUAAGAUGUAUGUCUCUGUGCUGGGCACUGAAAAUAAAAGGAUCGCGGGUAUUCAGCUAGCUGAUAGUCAGACUGGACUGGGAUUAGAACUUAGAGAAUGGGUGUUUUUAACAGUCAAUGAAACAGAGUUGGAAUCUUAUUCACAAACCUUCAGGGAACGAGAAAUCCACCUGAACGUGCUCGUGAACAGACGAGCCUGGUCUAAAAACUACUGUGAUAAUCUGACAAAUAAAAGAAGAAAAUACAAGAAGAAAAUUAAAUCUCACUGUCAAAAACAUAAUAUCAAAGAUUUUAAGAUCUGUGAAGACGAGUAUACUUGCUUAAAGCAGAGGAAACGAAUGGGUCCUGGAAAAGGAGAAGAGCAACCAACCUGUACACAAAGGGAACGAGACCUCAAGUAUGGUAAGGGCUGGCCCUGGAAUACUAGGAACUGUGAGGCCCUAACCAAAGGAGAAAAGAAACUUUGCAAAAGAGAAAAAAGAAAGCGAUGCAUUCAGAGAGAAAAGAGCAAUGGUAAAAGUGAAAGAUCUGCCAGGAAAAAGUGUGGAGGAGAUCCUAGAAAAAAAUUCAAAAUCAAAGAUUGUCUGGAUAAACUGGCACAUUUCUCGCGAAACAAGGCGAAGAGAAAAUGCAAAACUCGAAAAUCCAGAUAUUUAAAAAAACUGAAGAAUUAAGUUCUUUCGAGGUUUUCUAUGCCAAAAUAUAUCCAACCCAGUGUCUUUCAAUGCUUUUUUUAGAACGAGAUCAAGUAUUCUUUCAAAGCAUAUGUUUACUCUAAACUUCUUGUUUUUAUUGUAUACAUAUUUAUUACUUUUAUUGUUGACUAUGUAAAAGAUGAAAUAUCAUUAUAAUGUUUUCUAAAAUUUCGUAUAGGUUAAACGUACACGAAAAAUCAGACCUAUUUAAAGAUAUUUAAUUUACAAAACUGAUAAAAAAUUCAAAAAAGACUAUCUUAUUAUUACUGACCAUUCUAUAGUCUGAAUACAAAAGAUUAUGUUAAAAGAUAAAUUAAAACAAAUAAUAGAGAAAAAUCUGUAAUUUUGUUCGUAAACCACCUUCUCCCAAACCAAAAAGAAGUAUUUAAUUAAAUUCUGCAAAGCAGAUAAAUGUAAUAUCCUAGCUGCCUGUCUAUAUAGCUGUCUAUGUAAAUCAAUCUUUAACUUAUACGAUAAGAUUACAGAUUAAACAAGCUAACUGCACAUGCAAUGUUGCAAUACUAUUUUACACAACAAAACCCAACAAAUUUAUUUUCUAAAAUUUCCCUGAUCUGAAACCAUACUUUGGACAAAAAUAUUAAUUUUCACGAAAAAAUUAUAAAUCUUGCCAAUUUUUAAUUGAUAAGAAUUAAAAUCAUUUAUUGUUAAAAGUAUUAUUUACAACUCUGCUCAGUGCUCAAUGUAAACAUUAUUAAUUAAACAAAUAAAUGUGAA
Eurytemora carolleeae is the source of this 2145-nucleotide messenger RNA. RefSeq lists its product as uncharacterized. The record is from RefSeq and is a predicted model, not a curated record. The coding region runs from base 40 to 1389 and encodes 449 amino acids. NCBI's taxonomy places the organism in Eukaryota, Metazoa, Arthropoda, Copepoda, Calanoida, Temoridae. Gene Ontology annotation, molecular function: growth factor activity. The transcript is spliced from 9 exons.